CGCUGACUUGAGUCUCCUCCCUCUGCAGGCGCCACCAUGCCGUCACUCACAGAGACUUCCGCCAGCCUUCCCCUCCUCUGUUUUGCCAACUUCCUCUUGCUCCUCCUCUCGCUCGGCCCCCCCGCCGCCCGCGGGGCUUCCCUCAGAGAUCACAGACUGCGAGGAAGUGAGUCGGACUCCCAGAGGGGCGACGUCCCACAGACUCCCGACGCCGACAUGCUCAAAGCGCUGGAGUACGUCGAGAGCGUCCGCCAAAGGGCAGGCGCCGACCCCCUCCUCGCCGCGGGCUACGGGGAUGACGCAGACAAGCUGCGCGCCAUGCUGAGGCUGGCUUCCAACCCUGUGCAGAGCAAAGAGGAUGAGGAGGAGGAGGAGAGGGAGGAGGAGGAGAGGGAGGACAAGAGUGAGGAGCUGCUCCAGGCCGUGCUCAGCACCCUCCAGCAGACGGAGAAGGCCUCGCAGCCCGGCGGCGCGUAUCCCAGAGGGCAGCCGAAGCAGCACGGCGUCCUGCCCCACAAGAAGCUGCCGCUGAUGUUUGAGGACGAUGAGGAGGAGGGCGAGGGGGACGAGGAGGACGAAGAAGACGAGGAGGACGAGGGCGAGAGGGGCCCCUUUAAGCGCAUGAACGAGAACGUGGAGGAGAAGUACACGCCACAGAACCUGGCAACCCUGCAGUCCGUGUUCGACGAACUGGACAAAAUGAGCGGCGUGAAGACCACGCAGCGGCGCCAGGACGCUGCGGACAACGGCGAGGAGGAGGAUGACGCAGACGAAGACGACACGUUCGACGUGAGGAACGUGGGAUACGAUGACGGGGAUCUCGCAGAAUGGGGUCCGCUACAAGAGCAGGAAGAGGAGGAGGGGGAGGAGGACAACAGACACGAGGACAACCGAGGGCUCGAUUAUGUCGACGACAACGACGAGGAAGCCGACGAGGACGCCAGUGAGGACGCCGGGGAGGACGCGGGUGAAAGCCUCCUGGUCAAGAGAUCCAGCGGCCCGGAUGACGUCGCCAACCUCGUAGACUACUACCUCCUCAGGGUGCUGGAGAAAAGCGAAGAGGAGGAGCACAAGCGACAGGUGGAGGAAGAGGAGAGGAAGAUGGCCGAGAGGAGAGCGGCUCAGACGCGGCACAGCGACACUGUGGAUCCACGGGCCGUCUACCAGCUCAUUCAGAUCUCCCAGAAGUACCAGAUCCCGCCCGAGGACCUGGUGGACAUGCUCAGAACCGGACAGACGACCAAUGCGUUACGGAAGAGCGGCGGCUUCUCCAGGGCGGAAAACAGGCUCUCGCAGACGUCCCCGAAGAAGACGCACAAGACCCCCCAGGCGAAACUCCACAGCAGGCGCUUCCCCGAGAGACAGGAGACCCCCGAGGAUCGGAGGACGGAGCAGAUACUCGACAUCCUGGGCUUCGGGGGCGCGGAGGAGCGAGCUCCCGUCAGGAAGCAGAAGCAGUCACGACUCCCCGCUCUGUCCGCGGGGCGUCCGAGGGCGUCGGCUCCCGCGCAGCGGCGCCCUCCUCCCGGCGACUACGACGACACAGUGGACGAGGACGAGCUGGCGGCGUACCUGGCGGCUCAGAUGCUGGCGCGUUACCCGAAGCACAGGGACCGCGGGGCGGGCCAGAAGCGGGACGAGGCCGGGCAGAGCGCGGCGGGCUCCUUCGAGCGUGCCAUGCAGGCUUAUUUUGAUCAAAUGGACUCAGACAGAAGCCCGAAUGAAAGGAGUUGGUCGGAGGGGGAGGGAGAAGGAAGGGGGGGCGUGACUGAGAUGCAGCGCUUCGAUAACGAGGCGGUGAUGAAACUGCUGAGCUCCCUCAACCCUGAAACUGAAGAAAGCGACGCCAAAACCGCCUGAUGAAUAUAGAGAGAUACACACAGAUAUAUAUAGUAUACAUAAGGUUUUUGGUGGAGGGAGACAGUGAAAAUAAAGUAUUUUGAAGAAUAAAACAGUUAUUCUGUAGGUUUACAAAAUGUUCCUAUUUAUUACUCAGAAAUAUUGAAAUAGUGUUUAGAUUCAGUUGAGCUGAGUUUGUUGCUAAACAACACAAAGCAACCAGUACAUGUGACUCACCAGCCUCUCAAUGCGCAUGCACGCACACACACACACGCACACACACACACACACACACACGACCAAAUCAGUGUUGGAUCCCAUAGAUUACUUGUGUUUUUUAUUUUAAUUUUAUAUUUGUUUUGUAAAUGUGCUCAUAUGUGACAUACCUGAGGUGAAUAAAGCAUUGACUUUAUUUUUU
Gasterosteus aculeatus aculeatus (three-spined stickleback) is the source of this 2257-nucleotide messenger RNA. Lineage: Eukaryota; Metazoa; Chordata; Actinopteri; Perciformes; Gasterosteidae. The record is from RefSeq and is a predicted model, not a curated record.